AUGAAUCCCGAUUACGAUUACCUCUUCAAGUUGCUUCUGAUUGGCGACUCUGGCGUUGGCAAGUCGUGCCUGCUGCUGCGUUUCUCCGAUGAUACCUACACUGAGUCAUACAUCAGCACCAUCGGUGUCGACUUCAAGAUUCGCACCAUUGAGCUGGACGGAAAAACGAUCAAGCUUCAGAUUUGGGACACCGCUGGCCAGGAGCGAUUCCGCACCAUUACCAGCAGUUACUACCGCGGUGCACACGGUAUUAUCGUCGUCUACGAUGUCACAGACGCCGAAACGUUCCACAAUGUGAAGCAAUGGCUGCACGAGAUUGACCGCUACGCCUGUGAUUCGGUCAACAAGCUUCUGGUGGGAAACAAGGCCGACUUGACGACGAAAAAGGUGGUCGAGUUUGCCACUGCAAAGGAGUUUGCGGAUAAUCUAGGCAUUCCAUUCAUUGAAACUUCUGCCAAGAACGCCACCAACGUCGAGCAGGCGUUCCUCAUGAUGGCCAGUGAGAUCAAGGCUCGUAUCGGCCCCUCAACCGCUGGCGCCAAGGAGCAGUCAGGUGCCACCAUCAACCCCGGACAGACGACCUCGAUCAACCAGCCGUCUCGCGGUUGCUGCUAA
Rhagoletis zephyria (snowberry fruit fly) is the source of this 615-nucleotide messenger RNA. NCBI's taxonomy places the organism in Eukaryota, Metazoa, Arthropoda, Insecta, Diptera, Tephritidae. The record is from RefSeq and is a predicted model, not a curated record.